Molecule: messenger RNA, 9240 nt
Organism: Acanthopagrus latus (yellowfin seabream)
Lineage: Eukaryota; Metazoa; Chordata; Actinopteri; Spariformes; Sparidae
Gene: glra1
Product: glycine receptor, alpha 1
Exons: 10
Coding region: 1843-3225 (460 amino acids)
Biological process (GO): signal transduction; nervous system process; chemical synaptic transmission
Cellular component (GO): postsynaptic membrane; synapse; neuron projection
Molecular function (GO): transmembrane signaling receptor activity; transmitter-gated monoatomic ion channel activity; extracellularly glycine-gated chloride channel activity
Source: RefSeq, a predicted model, not a curated record
CAUGACUGCGUGCUUGUUGGAAGUUGGAGAUUGGAAGUUGACUGGGAUUAAGCUAGCAAAAUAUGAGUCGAGGCAUCAAGAGACACAAGGGGCGAGCGGAGACAAAGAGAGAUAUCUAAGAGAGCACUGUUGGCUGGCGGUGAAAAAUGCUGCAGACUGGCUGAGUUGUAAAAUCAAGUGCAGCUUGAGCUAGCACUAGCGCUAACACUGCUAGCACUAAUGUUCGCAACACGGCUGAGCCAGCACACCAGGGAGAAGGACACGACAGCGAGGAAUAUGAGCAAUAGCAGGAACAAAACGAGCAAGAGGAGGAUGAAGAGGUAGACAUGGAUAACUGCGUGACGGGGAUCUGUGAGGGGCAGAACUCGUGUCCAGCUAGUGACACCUCCGCUGGCCAAUCAGAGGCGGGCUCCGGGACCGCGUUGACCAAUGAGAGCAUCCUGUAGGAGUGUCAGAGCACGAGGAGCGUUUUGUGGAGUUUGCUAAAUGACUGCAGCAAGAAAACCCAGUGUGGGUCGGAGCGCACCGAGGCUGGCUCUGCUGUCUACACUGUACCUCCGCGCGCGUGUGUGUGUGUGUGCCAGUGUGCGUGUGUGUUCGCCGGGCUCUCCUGCCAUGGAAGAGCGUCCACGUCGGUCCGAUACGCAGCUGUCUCCGGUGUUGUAACACUCUCACAGCUCCUGAGGGGAUUGGGUCGUGGUUUUUCUUUUUUUUUUUUUCUUCUUUUUUUUUUCCCCCCCCUGUCCUGACGGAACCGCUGUCCGGAUGGGAGCGGAUGCGGAGCGCAGCAGCAGCAGCAGCGGCCGCCGGUGCGUCUCCAACUUGACCACCACCAGACAAUGGGAGUAGCUGAGCCGUGCUGCCUCAGCGCCAAGUACUACUACUACUACUACUCGCCCCUGGGAGACAAGUACGAGAGGAAGCAGCAGCAGCAGCAGCAGCAGGAGGAGGUGAAGAAGAAGGAGAGGGAGAAGAAGAAAAGGAGGCAGACUUGUUCUACCUGCAGACCUCCUUCUCUCAGCAGCAGCAGCAGCAGCAGCAGCAGCAGCAGCAGCGCCGGGACUCCCGCAACAGCCCGUACGCACGGAUCCAGAGCGACGCGCCGGCUCCCGCCUGUGGGAUGCAUGUGAGAGAAAGCUUGCAGAUGUGAGAGAGGAACUUCUACGUGUGGGUCUAUUAUUCCGUGAGUGGAAUUAGGGGAUAUAACGCACAGCGGUCUGGAGACGCAGCCUCCCGCCAGCCACAAUAGCCUCUCUUUUUUUUUUUUCUCCACCACUGAAGGAAUAUGUCUUAUUUUUUCCCCUUCAAACACUAUGGAUCGCACAGACUGGACUUAAAAAUAAGUGGGUUUGUCAAUUAACAGAAGCGUGUGAGCGGCGAGUCCCCCCCCCUUCCUCCUCCUCCUCUUCCUCCCCCCUGUCUGUCCCCUCAGGAGCCUGAACCUUGGACGAGCUUCCUACUCCCCGCAGCCUCUCCGCCUGCCGCUGUCCGCGGUCCUGAACGCAGUGUCGGGGUGGAUUUCAGUGGAUUUCCCCGGCUCCACCGGAGGCGCAGAGAGCAGACACAAGCAUGAUUUCACGGCCGGUGAGGUCAUGAGCAUCCCCCGGCUCAGCACCGGCUACCCCGGGAUCUGAGACCCAGAAACCAGCGGAACAUUUUCGGCUCACCUUGGAGGUCAUAAACCGUCCCCACAACCCCCCCUCCCCUCUCCUCCUCUUCCUCCUCCUUUUCCACCACUAAAGGAUUUUUUUUUCAUCAUCCUCUGAAGAGUGUGACCCCCCCCUCCCCUCUCCCUCUCCCUUCAGCAACACCUCCACCCCCCCUCUCUCCCCUCCAAACAAAAUGAGACUGGCCAAAAUGUGCCGACUAAACGCGCUGGGGAUCUAUUUGUGGGAAACGGUAGUGUUUAUCAGCUUGGCAGCAUCCAAAGAAGCUGCGGCGAGGAAAGCUGCCAGCCCGAUGCCGCCCUCCGAGUUCCUGGACAAACUCAUGGGCAAGGUUUCGGGCUACGACGCCAGAAUUCGACCAAAUUUUAAAGGUCCGCCUGUAAACGUGACCUGCAACAUUUUUAUCAACAGUUUUGGGUCCAUCGCUGAAACAACAAUGGACUACAGAGUGAACAUCUUCUUGAGACAGCAGUGGAACGACCCUCGGCUGGCCUACAGCGAGUACCCCGACGACUCGCUGGAUCUUGACCCCUCUAUGUUGGACUCCAUCUGGAAACCUGACUUGUUCUUCGCUAACGAGAAGGGCGCCAACUUCCACGAGGUCACCACUGACAACAAGCUGCUACGCAUCUCUAAAAACGGCAACGUGCUCUACAGCAUACGAAUAACACUGAUCCUGGCCUGUCCCAUGGAUCUGAAGAACUUCCCUAUGGACGUCCAGACCUGCAUCAUGCAACUGGAGAGCUUCGGCUACACCAUGAACGACCUCAUAUUCGAGUGGGAUGAGAAGGGAGCCGUGCAGGUGGCCGACGGGCUGACGCUACCUCAGUUCAUACUCAAAGAGGAGAAGGACUUGCGCUACUGCACCAAACACUACAACACAGGUAAAUUCACCUGUAUCGAGGCUCGUUUCCACCUGGAGCGUCAGAUGGGCUACUACCUGAUCCAGAUGUACAUCCCCUCGCUGCUCAUCGUCAUCCUGUCCUGGGUUUCCUUCUGGAUCAACAUGGAUGCCGCACCCGCCCGGGUCGGUCUGGGCAUCACAACUGUGCUGACCAUGACCACGCAGAGCUCCGGCUCCAGAGCCUCCUUGCCCAAGGUGUCCUAUGUAAAAGCCAUCGAUAUCUGGAUGGCCGUCUGCCUGCUCUUCGUGUUCUCUGCCCUGCUGGAGUACGCCGCUGUCAACUUCAUCGCCCGCCAACACAAGGAGCUGCUGCGCUUCAGACGGAGGCGACGACACAUGAAGCCUGAGUCUUGGCCUGUGUUGCAGGAGGAUGAGACAGGUGAGGGGCGCUUCAGCUUCCCCGGCUACGGCAUGGGCCCCGCCUGCCUGCAGGCCAAAGACGGCAUGGCCAUCAAGGGCAACAACAACAACGCCCCGGCGUCCUCGGCUGCGCCCGAGAAGAGCAUCGAGGAGAUGAAGAAGCUGUUCAUCGGCCGGGCCAAGCGCAUUGACACGGUGUCCCGUGUGGCCUUCCCGCUCGUCUUCCUCAUUUUUAACAUUUUCUACUGGAUCACUUACAAGAUCAUCCGCAGCGAGGACAUCCACAAGCAGUAGUUGAGAGGCGGAGGAGGAGGAGGAGGGCGAGAACAGUGCGAAGAGGAGAGUGCAGAGAGAAGGAAACAGAGAGAGACGACUUCAGUGGGAGAUAUCAUUGCCCCUUAUUUCACGCCUCCUUUCCUCGUCCUCAUGCUUCAUCUUCCUCUUUUGGUUGAGGAUGAGUUGCUUUUUGUGGCUGACCCCACCUGACACCUACUAGACAUUAUUUGAGAUAUUUAUUGCUUUCUUUUCCCUUUCUUCUCCUCUCCUGACCCCCCAAAAAAUCCCAGCCCAAAUCCCGUCUCUUUACACCCCCUGAAUAACCCGGACCAGUGCAAUAGCAAUGCAGUAAAAUGCAUGAUAUAUGAAUGUGGCAAUAUAUUAAUGAAAAGAUGAAAAAUGAAAAAGUAACCACAGACUUUUGCCGGCACGCCUGACAAACUGUGCGGGAGUGGACCGACUGGAAAGACAAAAGACGACGAGGAGAGAGUCUUGUAUUUGAUUUUAGGUUUUUUGUGUGAAGACAGAUAUAUAAUUCUAUAUGAAUAAGUGAUGUUGGGACGGGGUGGGGGACGUGUGAGGAGCAUACAGCAGUGUAAUAUACUCAUAUAUCUAUCAUAAAUGGGAAAAAAAGUAACUUUAUUUUCAAAAGCAGGCAUCUGGAAUUGAGGGAUUUUUCACCCAAAAAAAAGGAAGGAGGGUGGAUCGGUGCUUCCAUUAAAUAAAGCGAUGCAAGGGUCACGCAUUCUAUAUAUCUAGAUUUGCUUCAAACGUGUAUUGCAAGCACUCCUCAGCGCUUUUUCCUCCCCGCCCUGCCGCCGCCAACACCACGAAACCUUGAACUGCAGAGACACUUCGGUCAUACGACUGGACAAAAAGAAAAAAUAAUAAUAAUAAUAAUAAACACUGGACGUGCAGUGCUGAUUAUGAGACAAAAUAUCUCAUGUAUCUGUGGUCGACGUGUUCCUCUACCUGUAUUUCAUAUUGCAUUUUUUUUGGGGGGGGAGGUUUGAUUUAUGUGCCAAGUAAACAUGUCGCUUGUGGCUGUGCAGCGCUCUGCAGCUCCAACCUUUUUUGUCAAGAGGAAGGGAAAAGGUGUGAUGUCUCUCCACAGGCUUCCUCUGGGUUUUUCAAUCCCUGAGAUCUUAGUUUUCGCCGACUGGAAAAAGAGCGAAUCGAUCCUGGACCGAAUAAAAUCGCAGAUCCUCGUUUGCUUUCCUCGUUGUGUUCAUCGGGACUGAACCACAGAUCUGUUUACAUCUUAUUAGUGCUUCCUUGCUUUGGCCCCGCCUUAAUGUGACACCCCACCCUUCCCUGUCCCCCGGCUGAGAGGACGUAUGUAGUGAAUUAUACAGAUUAUAGCACCUGUUAUACCUUAAUUAACUGUAUGUCCACCUCAUUCACAUGCACCAACUGUAGCUGCAAACGUGAUCAUUUGUGAAAAGCUGCAUCGUCACGCAGGAGGAUUUAUUUUGCUAUAGCCAUGUUGGACGGGAUUUAAUGAUUUAACAGGUCAGUUGGUUUUGAUUGAUGAUUCAUUAGAUGACUUUUACUUUGCGCCAGGCUUCUCUAUGCAAUGAUCAGUAUAUGCAAUUAUGAUUUUUUUUUUCCCCCCUUCCCUUCAGCAACUCAUCUCAUAAACACCAACUGUUUGUGGGUUGUUUCAUCCGAUCACUAACUGCUAAACAGUCCGUCAAGCUUAUUGGUGAACAUGGAAGGAAUGGAGGUGAUAAAGUGAAGUGUUCCCCCCCCCCCCAUUGCAUGCAGAUUAGUGAGAGGAAAAGCAUUUUCUAGAAGAGACCAUCAGCAAACAUAUUGAGCCAAACCUCUGAGCCAGUCAGAACUUGGAAAGAAAGUGCAGACAUUUAAGGGAAUACAGGUUGCUUUCUUGUUUUUUCUGCACAUUUUCAGGACUUUCCUCUCUCAUCUCGUAUCGUUUACUCAAAAAACCCUAAAGUGCUUCUUUAUUUCACAAGCGGCAGAUAUUUACAGAUAUGUUUUACGUGAAAGAGCUGAAAGAGGAAUUUUGUAGCAAAGCAAAACUCACUUUAAGACCGAUUAUAUUCUUGUUGCAUUUUUGUCUUUCGUCGUGCAUCAAUUAGUUCAAUUAAAAGAAGCAAAUAUUUGACAUUUUGAGAAGUAGGUAGUUGUGUUUUUCUGCUUUUUUGAUGAGGGCUGGAUAAGACGAUUGACACCAUCCGCUGGGAGGUGAUUAGCCUAGCUUAGCACAACUGGUUAUACAUUUGGCCUAUGUAUUGGUUUAACAAUGUAGGGGAAUUAAUUAACAGGCUUAGAGGGGCAUAUUUGUGAAAGCUGGAGAGACCAGGCUAGCUGUUUCCCCCUGUUUCCAGCCUUUGUGCUAAGCUAGGCUAAUCACCUCCCAACUCUAGAGUAGUAUCUUCUCAUCUAAUUUUUCUUCAGAGAAAGUGAAUAAUAACUAUUUAUUUCCAAAGUUCUAACUAUUCCUUCACCAUACAGUGUUUAGGUAGCAAAUUAACUCCCAACUGUGGUCCUUAAAGAAUCACAGAUUUCAAAAUAAAUUAAUCAACUGGACCAGUAAUGUACAGUUAAAAAAGGAGUUACUGGGAAUCCUGGAGGAGGAUAUACAAUCUAUAGUUUUAAAAUGUUUAACUUCAUAAUAAGAGUACAGUGGAGUGUUUUAUUUUGACGCGUCAUCUCUGAGCAUCACAAACAGAGGAAACAUGAUUCAGUACCAGUCAAAAUCAACAUCAAUCAUGAUGAAAAUAAUAUUUCAAUUAAAAUCUCUUCUUGUCAAAAUGUUUAAGCCCCAGUCCAGCUUGGUUUUGAAGCAAAACCAAAGAUGAUUUUUUUUCUUCUCAUGUUUGAUGUAAUUGUCAUUGCCUUUUGCUGCUGUUGUGAGCCCAGUGUUCAAGAUUUGUUGCAGGAUGUGAUAUAAUACUCAGUUUGUCUUUUUAAUAUGAUUGCCAGAUGCAGUAUUGAGGUUGCCAGAUUCAUUUCAGAUAUACAAAUAGAAUUAUAAUAAUAGUAAUAAUCUAUAUAGGCAUAUUUUGAUAUGAAACAUUGCAGCAUUUUCCCUCCACUUUCUUGUGUUGCUUCAUUUUCAAACUCCCUAUAGAAGUACCCACGUUUUAUUCUAAAUGAGAUCAUUGUUACAGUGUGUCAACAUGUGCGUAUAGGAGGUAUUUGUUUCACUCCACCAUAAAUGUAAUACUAAUUCUAAUGAAUUCAGAUAAUUCAAAUUGUGUGUAAGACUGAUCCGAAGGGCUAUGCCACGCACAUACAUUCUUCACAUUCCAGCGUGUUCUAACUUUAAAGUGGAAGUGCCAUAGGAUUCGCACCAUCCCAAACACUAAUCAGUAAAUCAUUCCCAGAUACAGUGAUGGGAAACUUCGCAAGGCCGUGAUCACAGGGGACGGUUUAUUUGGUUCAACACACACUAUGUGUCUAUGGCUAAAUUUAACCUACAGUUAACAUUUAGGAUGCAAACCCUUAGUUUUAGACAAAGGGAGAAAUCUUUUCAGAUAUAGCUAAAUGAAGUCAAAACAAAUCAACUACAUUUACUAUGGUUCAACAUUUUAAUAGAUCCGAACAAAAUCUUAGUUUUCCAAAAGAAAUUUUAAAAAUUAGCGAGUAGCCUAAAGUUAACUCUUUCUCUUACAUGCAAAACAGUGUAGCAAAACCCAGAGGGAACAGCGAGAAUAGUCCACUUAGCUACUCAGAAAGCUUGUUUGAUGGGAUAUUUGUGUGUAAAUCUCAGAUAGGCUUAGAGCAUUUUCUUUUCGGGUCAAGUUAUACCCUUCCAUUGUUGUCUUCAUGUCAGGAUAGCGCCACAGGUAAAAUUCCAGGAAAAAGCCCUUACUUUUUCCAAAACACAGCACAGAGCUAAGACUAAAUUUAGUAAAGAAUGUUAACUAUUUUGCCUGCACAUGUAGACGCAAUGUAGCAAAAUGUAAAGGGGAAUGGUCACGGAAGGCUAACUAGCGAGCAAAAAGGCUCUUUACCUAGCUAAGUGGCUAGCUUGUUUUACAAGAAACUUGUGUGGCACUUCCAAGUAGUCUUUCUCAGUUGGACCCAGUUACACUUUUUCUUCAUUGUCUUUGUCUCGCACAUAACAGGUAGAAUUUACAGAAAAAGCCCUUAGUUUUUUUCUGAAAACACGCUACAUAGCUAAUCCUUACAUUAGCAAGUAGCCUCCUCAAUUCUUUUGCUUAUGUAUGUAGAAAAAUGUAGCAAAAAUGCAGGAAUGGGCAUGGGACUUAGAUAAUCAAAAAGCUGGAAAACAUUCUCUUUAGCUUGCAUGAUAGGAAAUUAAAAUUUAACUCUGAGAGAGUCUUUGUUUUUUGGGCCCAGUUACAACAUUCAUUCAUGGUCAUUCGUUCAUGGUAGCACCACAGGUAAAGCUCCAACCCUCUGUUUCAAAAGAAGCAACUUAGCCUUAAUGCUAAAAAUGAUCAUGCAAGCAAAGUCGACUUUUACACUGUAAGUGGUCUGUAGCAACUCAGCCAGUUAGAAAGCAAAUGACCAGGCCAUUUGACUUAGUAUUUGCUUUUCAAAUCGGAUAAAUUUUACUGAAUGUAGCACAAACAAGAUGUGUUCAUUAGCCUGCAUUCACGAUACAUGAAACUACAAAACCAGCAAAGUCCAAAAAGAUUACGGAGGUGUUUAUCUUGUGCAUGCAAGUAUGAAUAUCCUUUGGUACUUCUGGGGCUCCAGUAAAAAAAAAUAAAUAAAUAAAUAACCAACAUAAACUUAAUUCUAACCAAGAGGCAGCAUUGUUUCCAUACAUUUCAGGAUAGCAGCAGUCUUUUACAAUUUUCGUGCCAAAAAUGCUAAAAGUAAAAGGAUUCUUAUAAAAUCCGUAUCGAUCGAAGACACAACAGUGCCAUAGCAUCCAUUCAGGGCUACAUCAAUGAAAACACCUUUCUUUCCAUUUGUCGCCGCGCCUCCUCUCUGAUCACGGCCUCACCCCGACUGGUCGGCAGGCUCAGUCCAAUUAGGUCCAUUUGUUUCUCCUUCUGUGCCAUAAAGCCACUGCAUCUGGAAUAAGUCAGACGCACUUCUAUCAUCAGCCUCUUUGCCAAUAGCGGUCGACCAUUUUCUAGAGCGUACAUACAUAUCUUACUGUGCCAUAUGGGGGUUGAAUAUGCAACUAAAAAAAAAAAAAAAAAACGAGGACCUAUAAGCAUAUCAUGCAUUCAUUCAACUACCAUUUUACAUGAUUCAGACCCUUUCCUCAGGCGUGGGUGUUGUGUGUAUCAUAGUCAUUUUAGAGCUUUGUCAUAAGCCUCACAUCAUUGUAUUAAUCAUUGUUAUACUGUAUGGGCUGGGGGAGGGAGGGGUUCAUAACAUGAGAUAGAUAACUGGGUUUAUAUUGCAUUACGGUGCGAUGUGAUGCAUAUGGACUGAACAAUGAGGGAUGUGUUUUUGGACGUUUAUAAAUCCUUAGGUUCUGAACUGGAUUUUAAAGUAGCAUGGUUUGAUUUGUCAAUGAUUAAUGAUUCUAUUGGUUUUGGGGGGGUUUCGUUUGAUUCUCUUGUAUUUUAUUGUAUGUAUUGUACAAUCUGAUGCCCUGAGGGGAGAAAGGAAAAAUACAGUGUCUCCUGAACUGCUGUGAACUAAAGGAAACAUGAUUCUGAUUAUUAUAUUUAUUUAUUUAUUUUCUUCGCACAAGUUGGAAUGGCCUUAAUUUUGCUUUACUUGCUUCUAUUGUGUAUUGGCACAAAGUGCACCCGUUUGAUUUGCAAAAAUUACAAUUGCUCAUUGCGACGCUUAUAAUCCGAGAGUGCACAUCAAAGCAGGAUGAAAAAAAAAAUAAAAAAAUAUGAAAAGUUCAGCAAAUCCUUUUUAUUUUUCAUUAAUCUGAGAAACAAUAUUUUGCAUGAAUAUAAAUACAAUGGCAGAUAUUUUGGCUUGUACAAAAAAAAAUGUGAAGCAAUUUGAAGAGAAAAAAAAGAAUGUACCGUUUCUGCUGUAUCUGUAUAUAUCUAAAUAUUUAUUGAAAUAUGUCAUACUACUAAUUCUAUUAACGAUUAAAGGUUUUCUGAACAAAAA